AUGGAACAUGCCAAGGGAUGUAGUAAUCUGGCCCAUGGUAACAACUGCUUACCUGAGCAACAAACUGCUUCUAUUCCUGUUGACCCCACAACCAAAAACCCACCUACUCCUGUAUUGAAUAUUUCCCUCGCUGAACUAAGGGAAAUAACAAGGAACUUCAGUGAUGAUACUCUAAUAGGAGAGGGCUCACAUGCUAAAGUUUUUCUUGGAGAGAUGAAAGAUGGCCGAAAAUCUGCAGUGAAGAAACUCGGCCAGAAUUCUGUGCCUGAUGACGAGUUCGUACAUCAGGUUCAGGCAGUUUCAAGAGUGAAGCAUGAUAACGUUGUCCAACUUCUCGGCUACUGUGUUGAUGGGAACGUCCGUGCAGUAAUUUAUGAGUAUUCAUCAAGGGGCUCCUUGCAUGAUAUUCUUCUAGGGGAAAAUGGUGUCACAGGAACCCGACCUGGGCGAGUUCUGUCGUGGACCCAACGAGUCAAGAUUGCCUUAAGUGCUGCGCAGGAGAUUGAGUUCCUCCAUCAUAAGAUAGAGCCUUGCAUCAUUCACAGUGAUAUCAAGUCGAGCAACAUUUUCCUGUUCAAUAAUGAUGUUGCAAAGAUUGCAGACCUCCGUAUCUCCAAAAAUCGCCCCGGUUACUUGGAUGAUCUUAUUUUGGAUUGUGUUCAUCCUUCCCAUAAUGUUUAUGAUGCACCCGAGUAUGGAACUUAAUAUCCCAGUGCUUUCAUAAUCUUCCACUAGGCUUGGGAGUUGGGAUCAGAGAUGGCAUAUACUCUCAUGCUUACUGCAUCCUUCUUGAUUCUAUUAGGUGUAAAGCAACAGGAGAGUUUACCAGGGAGAAUGAUGUAUAUAGCUUUGGGAUUGUGCUGUUGGAGCUUUUAACCUGUCGCAUAUCAGGACAUCCCUAGAAUAGGCUCAUGAUUGG
Panicum virgatum (switchgrass) is the source of this 919-nucleotide messenger RNA. RefSeq names its product pto-interacting protein 1-like. Lineage: Eukaryota; Viridiplantae; Streptophyta; Magnoliopsida; Poales; Poaceae. The record is from RefSeq and is a predicted model, not a curated record. The transcript has 5 exons. Gene Ontology annotation, molecular function: ATP binding; protein kinase activity. The coding region runs from base 1 to 705 and encodes 234 amino acids. Gene Ontology annotation, biological process: protein phosphorylation.